This is a messenger RNA of Penicillium angulare, 855 nucleotides long. RefSeq lists its product as uncharacterized. The coding region runs from base 1 to 855 and encodes 284 amino acids. Gene Ontology annotation, molecular function: aldose reductase (NADPH) activity. Gene Ontology annotation, cellular component: cytosol. The transcript is spliced from 6 exons. Lineage: Eukaryota; Fungi; Ascomycota; Eurotiomycetes; Eurotiales; Aspergillaceae. The record is from RefSeq and is a predicted model, not a curated record.
AUGGCCAUUCAGACAUACUUCACCCUGAACACUAGUAUCAAAAUCCCUGCUAUAGCCAAACCUCUUAAGAUUGAGAAUACAAUAGAAGUUACACUCAAGCAAGGACAUCGUCAUAUUAAUUAUACCACAAUUUACCGCAAUAAAACCGAGGUGGGUACUAGUGUCAAGAAGUCUGGCAACACCAAGCACACACCUACAGAUAUCUUACCGGCCUUAGAAAAGACCUUAAAAGAUCUCGAGUUUCCUCUCAACGAGGAUAGUAUUUUUGAGCUAGAGGAUAUUAACUACAUUAAUACAUUUAAGAAGAUAAAGAAGUUUCUCGCCAUUAGAAAAGUAAAGGCUAUUGGUAUCUCCAACUUCAAUAUUCGCCAUUUAGAUAAUCCCCUCAACAAGAUCGACAUCGUGCCUACUACCAACCAGAUCGAAGCCCACCCAUACCUACAGCAGCCAGAGCUAGGUGACAUCAUAGAAGUAUACUCUCCCCUAGGCAAUAACCAGACCAGGGUGCCUCGUACUGUGGAUAAUCCUGUUGUCGCAGAGGUCGCGAAGGAGAUAGGCAUAGACCCCGGCCCUCUUCUAGCAAGCUGGGGUAUUCAGCACAGCACUAGUGUCACACCAUCCCGCAUUGCCGCCAACCUCCAGGUGAAGACACUUCCCGAUAACAUAUAUGGCAAGUUGACUGGUCUUGAACGCCACAAGCGCUUCAGCUUUCCCGCAAACUGGGGUUAUAAUAUAUUUGAGGAAGUGGGAGACAAGACAGUACGCAAGGUUGCAAUCGCAGCAGGCCCGGUCAAUAAAAUCAAGUUUACCGUUCCGUUUAAGGCGUACUGUACGUAUGUUAAGACCAGUCUAUGA